ACGAAAAGGAUUGAUCGGGGCCGAGAAAAAUAUCAUUUUACUCGGCGGUUUCUUCAGCUGCCGCCUUGGGCUUCCUCCACGUCGUUAUCCGGAAGAGCAGAACAGCAAGGGGAAGGAAGCGAGGAGGGGACGGGCGGGUCAAGAUCCCUUCUUUUACUCCCUCCCCCUUUCCCGUCCCGCUCGUCGCCUUCUCCCUCCUCCCUCGCGCUGGGAUACGGGUCUAGAUUCAGUCAGAGCCCAUGAUCCACCGGCUUUAACCACCGUCGCGCGGCUGCGCGGUGCCAGCUUCCUGCGCCCAAGAGCCUCCCGCGUGCUGCCGUCUCGCUGGUCCGGGCUUCCAGGUUGUUAGCAUGUGAGAAAGAUGGCGGCCGCUGAAGCAAGAGCUGCCUGGCAACGCGCUGCGAAUCGCUGCUUGGUUCAGGAGGAUGCAAAGAGAGCCCCGAAGCUGGCCUGCUGUCCGCAGUCUGUGCAACAGCAUGAUACGAGCAACCCUACGAACCCACAAGAUCCCCAUAUCCCUAACUUUAUGCCCGUAAACUGGAACCUGAUGAGCUCCAACUUGCCGACAGACACCCAGUGGUGGCUCCAGUUGCAGCCCAACUUCGGGUGCCAGAUGGCUCUUGCUAGGGAGCACCUCAACUAUAUCAAUGGGGAGGCUGGAGAGAAGAAAAUGGAAGGUUCAGUGCCAUUGUCUAGACCUGAGGAUGUUGGAGCCAAGAAGGGUGCUGAUCCUUUUGAGCCUCCGUGGAUCGUUUCAACGACUUUUAUGAAGCAAUCAUCUGAAACAGGUUUGGAAGAGCUGAAGACUCUUGCUGGGUAUGCUCCGACAAGUCUCAAGUGCAAAGGAAACACAAAAAAUUGUAUUUAUGAGGAUACAGAGUUUGCGGAGUUCAAAGCUUUUGAUCCUCUGUUUUCGAAGAAGCCGCAAAAGGAAUAUUGCGGGAUGAAUGCACCUUGGGAAGAUAACAAGAAGUCCCAGCCAUGGUGGCAAGUUGCUGAUGUUGAUGGUUUGGCGUCCCUUGUCGCCGAAAGAGCAAUGGAGAACAUUGUGAACAAUGAUCUGCCAAGACCGGCUAAUACAGUAAUGCUUCAUAGAGCUGAACCGAACAGCCCUGGAAACAAGGUUGAUUACGAGCUGCCAUUGCCUUCUGGUAAAGAGCUAAAUCGUGUAUGUGACACUAUGGCAUGCAGCUACAGUGUUUCAAGCACCACCAUCGAGACAAAUUCAUCUGAUGGGGGAGGUUGGGGACAGCAACGGAGAACUAAUGUAACUGGGGGUGCACAGGAUUCUUAUAGUUCCACUAACAAUACUCCAGACAGCAAGCCAACAUACCAGAAUGCCUCUGAGAGGGCAAAGUUGCUAGAUGCUCUUCGUCAUUCACAAACACGUGCUAGGGAAGCUGAGAUUGCUGCCAAGAAAGCCUAUGAUGAGAAAGAACACGUCAUUAAGCUGUUGAUUCGUCAGGCCUCACACCUCUUUGCGUGCAAGCAGUGGCUUAAAAUGCUGCAGCUUGAGAACAUUUGCCUCCAGCUCAGGUUUAAAGAUCACCAGAUAGCAGCCAUGUUCCCAGAACUUCCCUGGAUGAUGGUGAAGGAAAAGGUGGCACCAGGUCAAGAGCACAAAGAUGGGACAAGGAAGAGAGGCAGGAGGCCAAACAGGAGAGGUGGUCUCGGCAACACUGUUGCAUUUGCGGUUGGUGUUGGGAUUGUUGGUGCCGGAUUGCUUCUUGGCUGGACUCUUGGAUGGCUGCUGCCCAAGCUGUGAAGGAAGCAAGAGGGUGAAGUUAUUCUUAGAAUGCAUUCAUGCUAUCCUGUUGGUUCAGUUAAGCCACAGGGAUGAUAGCUUGAUACCUUAUGUUGGUUCCUGUAUAUAUAGAAGGGAUUUGGUGUACAUAUUGCCAGAAAACUGGGUACUAGGUUGGUAGCAGGGAUGGGGUGUUCAUCUGCGACUCUGCGUGCUGUACACAGGGGUCAGUGGUGGUCUGGUGGAAGAUGAAAUCAGUCGACUUCAACAAUGUAUGCAGUGGUAGUCUAGUACUGUAAAUAUGCAGCUUUUAUCUGCUUAAUCUAGCAGGAAUUAUUGUAUUAAAUAAGCUUGCUGUAAUGUGUUAAACGUAUUUGCACGUGUCUGCUUUUCACCUGGAGAAUAUGGAAUACAGUGGCUAGUCAUAAUUCCAUGCA
Messenger RNA from Panicum virgatum (switchgrass), 2181 nucleotides. RefSeq lists its product as uncharacterized. NCBI's taxonomy places the organism in Eukaryota, Viridiplantae, Streptophyta, Magnoliopsida, Poales, Poaceae. Bases 362 to 1765 code for a protein of 467 amino acids. The transcript is spliced from 3 exons. The record is from RefSeq and is a predicted model, not a curated record.